Molecule: messenger RNA, 1258 nt
Organism: Orycteropus afer afer
Lineage: Eukaryota; Metazoa; Chordata; Mammalia; Tubulidentata; Orycteropodidae
Gene: SLC51A
Product: solute carrier family 51 subunit alpha
Biological process (GO): bile acid and bile salt transport
Cellular component (GO): plasma membrane; endoplasmic reticulum membrane
Molecular function (GO): transporter activity
Source: RefSeq, a predicted model, not a curated record
AUGGAGCCAGACAGGACCCACAUAAAGCUUGACCCUAGGUACACAGCAGAUCUUCUGGAGGUACUAGAGAACAAUUACAGCAUCCCCUCUGCCUGUUUCUCUCACCCUCCCACUGCAGCUCAGCUCCUGAGAGCACUGGGCCCUAUGGACAUUGCCCUCACAGCCAUCAUGACCAUGCUUGCCGUGGGCUCCAUCAUCAUCUUCCUAGAAGAUGCUGUCUACCUGUAUAAGAACACCCGUUGUCCCAUCAAGAGGAGAACUCUGCUCUGGAGUAGCUCUGCACCCACGGUCGUGUCUGUGCUCUGCUGCUUUGGUCUCUGGAUCCCUCGAUCCCUUAUGCUUGUGGAAAUGGCCAUCACCUCGUUUUAUGCGGUAUGCUUUUACCUGCUAAUGCAGGUCAUGGUGGAAGGCUUUGGUGGGAAGGAGGCAGUACUGAGGACAUUGAAGGACACCCCAAUGAGGACCCACACCGGCCCCUGCUGCUGCUGCUGCCCCUGUUGCCCGCCCCUCAUACUCACCAGGAAUAAACUCCAGCUGCUAAUGUUGGGUCCAUUCCAGUAUGCAUUCCUCAGGAUCACACUGAUCGUGGUGGGCCUGUUUCUCAUCCCUGACGGCAUCUUUGAUCCAGCAGAUAUUUCUGAGGAGAGCACAGCUCUCUGGAUCAACACUUUCCUCGGUGUGUCCACCCUGUUGGCUCUCUGGGCGCUGGCCAUUCUUUUCCGUCAAGCCAAGCUGCACCUAGGUGAACAGAACAUAGGAGCCAAAUUUGUUCUGUUCCAGGUGCUCCUCAUCCUGACUGCCCUGCAGCCCUCCAUUUUCUCAAUCUUGGCCAGCAGUGGGCAGAUUGCUUGUUCACCUCCCUUUUCCUCUAAAGUCAGGUCUCAAGUGAUGAAUUGCCACCUCCUCAUACCGGAGAGUUUUCUAAUAACUGUGCUGACACGAAUGUACUACCGGAGGAAAGACAACAAGGUUGGGUACGAAGUUUUCUCUUCUCCAGAUCUGGGUCUGAACCUCAAUGCCUAAGGCAGAUAGCAUGGACAAUGGAAGAGACAUUGUACUCAUGAGGACAGCACAUGAUUUCAUCACUGUUCCUCAACCUUGACCAAAUGGGGAAGGAUCCUCAUUGUCAGUAUAUGCCGGCAGAUUACAGUUGACUAUUGGGAUGAAGGAUGCAAUGGGAUGAAAUUGUUUUGGAUCUUGCUUGGGGAAGUUUUAAGUUUUAUAAUAAACAAACAAGAUGGAGUCUGAAAAUCUGUAA